Messenger RNA from Sesamum indicum (sesame), 1436 nucleotides. RefSeq names its product two-component response regulator ORR26-like. Gene Ontology annotation, biological process: phosphorelay signal transduction system; cytokinin-activated signaling pathway. Lineage: Eukaryota; Viridiplantae; Streptophyta; Magnoliopsida; Lamiales; Pedaliaceae. Gene Ontology annotation, molecular function: DNA binding. The record is from RefSeq and is a predicted model, not a curated record.
UUCAUUUGAUUUUCCGAAAUGCUCUAAACAUCAUGAAAGAUUUAGUAGUUCACCACUCUUUUGAAGCUUCACCUAUUUCAACAGCUUUUUUGCCAAACAUGGCACAUAGGAUGCAUGUGUUGCUUGUUGAGCAUGAUAGUGAAGAUCAUGAUAAAGCAAUAAGCAUGUUGCAAUACUUCUCUUACAAAGUUACAGCAGUCAAGCUUGCAUCAACAGCUGUGUCAAUUUUAUCAAAAGGAAAGGCUAAAUUUGAUCUUGUGAUGGCAAAUAUAAACUCACCUGAUUUAUAUGGGUUCCAGCUUUUACAAGAUGCUACUAAAAUGGAUCUGCUUGUGAUUUUGAUGUCAGAUGAAGAUGAUGCUAUAACAACCAUGCUGGCUUUAGAGCAAGGAGCUCUUUUUUGUACCAAAAAACCAUUAACAAUGCAGACAGUGAGGUACUUAUGGCAGCAUGUGAUAAGGGAGAAGACAGGUAAAAUGAGAGGAGACGAGCGACUUAGAGCGAUUGCAGACUGCAACAUGGUACAAAACAAACUUGGACAAGAUCUUAUGUUAAGCAACCAAGAUGUUGGGAAAGAACAUAAGUCAAAGAAAAAAGUGAAAACAGGAACGGCACAGCAUGAUUACGCUGCGUUCAAGAAGAAGGUUUGGACUGAAUGGACUGAGGAACUUCAUGACAAGUUCAUGAAUGCAGUCUUGCAACUUGGAGAGGGAAGUUGCUAUCCAAGAGAGAUCCUUGAACUAAUGAAUGAACCAGGUCUUACCAGAAUGCAAGUGGCAAGCCAUCUCCAGAAAUGUAGGAAUGCAAAUCUGCUGCCCUCUGAUGAUCUGAGAAAACUGAAACCAGCGAAUGCAGAAGCAAAACCACCAAAGAACAAAGCUCCAAGGACAAAGAAAGUGAACUUUGGAGCUAUGCCUCGCAUGAGCAACCACCAGUCCCAUCUCCAGGAAAAUCACGACAAUAAUCAACCAGACAGCAUCAUCGGUCUACCAAUUGAAGGGAAUAUGGCUGGAGAUAAUUAUUACAACCUUGAUCAAAACAAUGAGACGUUCAACAUGGGACAAUUUGAGCAGACUUUUUGCAUGGAUGAGCUGUUUAUGGAAGGUGUCCAAAGUGUUACUCCUGCUUCGUCGUACCAGAACGACAUCGCUGAGGAUGUGUUUGAAUUCCCAAACAUGGAUGUUAUGGUUCAUGAUUUCUCUGGUUUGAUAGAAGAAUUAGGAAUGGAUUAUGAUGCAAGUUUUGAGUCAGUUUUUCUUCACCAAAAUGAGGUACCAAGCACUGGUGAGUGGAGUUUUGAGGUGACGAAAUCAGGGAAUGCUGAAGAGGAAAUCGAGGGCCAGACGAGGGAAGAAGAAUAAUGUCGCAAAUGCAUGCUUAAUUUCUUUCAAAAUUAGAGAUGGAAUAAAGUUAGAUUUAAUGUUGAAGAAGAAACA